AUGGCUCCUCCUCCGAGCCCCCUUAUCAUAGAUGCCCAGGCCGUGUCGGGGAUCACCGGCUCUAUCUCGAUUGCCUGCUGGAUUAUUGUUUUUGCGCCGCAGAUCUACCAGAAUUUCGUGCGCUCGAGCGCCGAGGGUCUCUCGCUCAUGUUCGUUGUUCUCUGGCUACUCGGCGACCUCUUCAAUGUUGUGGGCGCCAUUUUGCAAGGAGUCCUGCCCACCAUGAUUGUUCUGGCCAUCUACUACACUCUUGCGGACGUGGUUCUUCUUUGGCAGUGUCUGGUGUACGGCCAUGGCAAACCGAAACAUGUGGACCCUAUCCACCUAUCUCCCGCCAAUCCGCUCACCGAGCACGAGCCGUUGCUUGAAAAUGUGAUAAGUCGCGGCGAAGAAGAUGCUGCAGACACGACUGGCGACGUGGGCAGCUUCAACGACAUUGACGGCGUGAACAUGAACGGAUCUCAGGAACGCAGCAAGGAGCUGUUCUACAACCUGCUAAUGGUGUUGCUCGUGGUGGUAUCUGGCUUCGGCGGCUGGUUUUUCGGUGGGUCAAGAGACAACAAUUCUCCGCCGCCAGACGACGAGAGUCUGGAGUUCAAUCCGCUUGCCCAGACAUUUGGCUGGCUUUGCGCAGUCCUGUAUUUGGGGUCUCGGGUCCCUCAAAUUUUGCUCAACUUCGAAAGAAAGUCUUGCGAGGGCAUUUCGUUCAUGUUCUUCCUUUUCGCAUGUCUUGGAAACAUCACCUACGUGGUGUCCAUUCUGAGCGUCAGCACAGGCUACAGAUAUUUGUUGGUAAACUCGUCCUGGUUGGCUGGGUCUUUGGGGACCCUGGCGCUGGAUUUCUGCAUAUUCAUACAGUUCUUUUUGUACAAGCACGAAGAGGAGCCGGAGGAGUUCGAUACGGACGACGAGACUGCACCCAUUGCCUCGUCCACACGCUCUUACGACGCUGCCUGA
Molecule: messenger RNA, 957 nt
Organism: Ogataea parapolymorpha DL-1
Lineage: Eukaryota; Fungi; Ascomycota; Pichiomycetes; Pichiales; Pichiaceae
Product: Protein RTC2
Exons: 1
Coding region: 1-957 (318 amino acids)
Biological process (GO): basic amino acid transmembrane export from vacuole
Cellular component (GO): fungal-type vacuole membrane
Source: RefSeq, a predicted model, not a curated record